Messenger RNA from Eruca vesicaria subsp. sativa (arugula), 1551 nucleotides. NCBI's taxonomy places the organism in Eukaryota, Viridiplantae, Streptophyta, Magnoliopsida, Brassicales, Brassicaceae. The record is from the annotation of a GenBank genome assembly.
AUGGGAGCGGCUGGUAUCGACAUGGAUGAAGGAGCUCUCGAGAUCGGAAUGGAGUACAGAACUGUCUCUGGUGUUGCUGGACCUCUAGUCAUCCUUGAGAAAGUGAAGGGGCCAAAGUACCAGGAGAUUGUUAAUAUCCGUUUAGGUGAUGGAUCAAUGAGACGUGGUCAGGUCUUGGAAGUUGAUGGAGAGAAAGCUGUUGUCCAGGUUUUUGAAGGAACAUCUGGAAUUGACAACAAAUUUACCACCGUUCAAUUCACAGGAGAGGUUUUGAAAACACCUGUAUCACAAGACAUGCUUGGACGCAUAUUUAACGGCUCAGGAAAGCCAAUUGAUAAUGGUCCUCCUAUUUUGCCAGAGGCAUACCUUGAUAUUUCUGGUGAUUCAAUCAACCCCAGUGAACGAACCUACCCUGAAGAGAUGAUACAAACAGGGAUUUCUACCAUUGAUGUUAUGAACUCUAUCGCUCGUGGGCAGAAAAUUCCUCUUUUUUCUGCUGCUGGUCUACCUCAUAACGAAAUCGCUGCUCAAAUUUGUCGUCAGGCUGGUCUUGUUAAGCGGUUGGAAAAGACUGAGAACCUAAUUGAGGAUCAUGGAGAGGACAACUUUGCAAUUGUUUUUGCAGCUAUGGGUGUAAACAUGGAGACAGCUCAGUUCUUCAAGCGUGAUUUUGAAGAAAAUGGAUCAAUGGAAAGAGUUACUCUUUUCCUGAACCUGGCAAAUGACCCGACCAUCGAGAGAAUUAUCACUCCUCGAAUUGCCCUCACAACCGCAGAGUAUUUAGCUUAUGAAUGUGGGAAGCAUGUGCUUGUUAUAUUGACAGAUAUGAGUUCUUAUGCAGAUGCUCUUCGUGAGGUCUCUGCUGCUCGAGAAGAAGUACCUGGAAGACGUGGAUAUCCGGGUUAUAUGUAUACAGAUCUUGCAACUAUUUAUGAGCGUGCAGGGCGUAUUGAAGGAAGAAAGGGUUCCAUUACCCAAAUCCCUAUCCUGACUAUGCCCAAUGACGACAUCACUCACCCUACUCCGGAUCUUACUGGUUACAUUACUGAGGGUCAGAUAUAUAUUGACAGGCAACUUCACAACAGACAGAUAUAUCCACCCAUCAACGUGCUUCCAUCACUAUCUCGGUUAAUGAAGAGUGCCAUUGGUGAAGGAAUGACUCGCCGUGACCAUUCUGAUGUGUCCAACCAGCUAUACGCAAACUAUGCAAUCGGGAAGGAUGUUCAAGCCAUGAAAGCUGUAGUUGGAGAAGAAGCUCUUUCUUCUGAGGAUCUGGUACCUCUUUUUACUCAGAUCACUUUCAUGUUCAUAUCAAAUACUGACAACAACGAUAAUAACUCAGCUUCUUGUGGUGUGGUUAUGCAGCUGUAUUUAGAGUUUCUGGACAAAUUUGAGAGGAAGUUUGUGAUGCAAGGAGCAUACGAUACAAGAAACAUCUUCCAGUCACUUGACUUGGCAUGGACACUUCUCCGUAUCUUCCCUCGUGAGCUUCUUCACCGUAUCCCAGCCAAAACACUUGAUCAAUUCUACAGCCGCGACUCCACAAACUAA